GAGAGAAAGGGAGGGGGAAAGGGAGGAGGUUCCACAAUACAGGGACUGCACUCGCAGUUCAAGUCAGAUUAGAACACUCAUACGGACAGUGAAGAGUGCAGCUCCAUCAGACGGACACUGAGGCGAACGCACUCAUCUGGGAACAGCUGGUAGCUGUUGACUUCUAAUGUCACAGUGGACACAGUGAAGAUUUCUCUGCAGUUUUGGCUGUGCACUGAGUGGACACUGAGUGGACCCUGUUGUAAAAAGUGCUGCAGAAAUAAUUUUAAACUGAAUUAAGUGGACCCUGAGUGGAUCCUGAGUGGACUCUGAGUGCUUGCCUGGAUGCCGGUUGACGUGGUGAUUGCUCCUCCACUGUGGACAGACAUGCACGAGAGUGAGAUGAAGCUGAAGAUUCGUGUGCGGCGCAUCAAAGAGGGACGCGACUUACGAGGAGGCUUUGCAGCCUUCUCCUCCUGCUUCCCUGAUCUGUGUGAGAGCAAGCAGGCAUCUAUACUCCCCCUCAGCCUGUCUCAGCCAUGCCUACCUGUGGCCAACUUGGGCCCAACCCGCAUUCUGCCUCACCUGUACCUGGGCUCACAGAAAGAUGUCCUCAACAAGGAACUCAUGGCUCAGAAUGGUAUCACCUACGUCCUGAAUGCCAGCAACACCUGUCCAAAGCCAGACUUUAUCAGCGAGAACCACUUCCUGCGCAUUCCCGUCAACGACAGCUACUGUGAAAAGCUGCUUCCCUGGCUGGAGAAAACCAAUGAAUUCAUUGACAAAGCCAAAUUGUCAAACUGUAGAGUCAUUGUCCACUGUCUGGCAGGAAUCUCCCGCUCCGCAACCAUUGCCAUCGCUUACAUCAUGAAAACCAUGGGCUUGUCAUCGGAUGAUGCCUACAGGUUUGUGAAAGAUCGUCGGCCCUCGAUAUCUCCUAACUUCAACUUCCUAGGACAGCUGCUGGAGUUUGAGAGAGACUUAAAGCUGAAGACCCCUUUACCAUGCAGCCCUCUGAGGUCAACACCUGACCACCCCGAGGAUGCCACUAAGGUCAUAGUGGAGCAGAGCACCGAGAAUAGCCGGCCUUACCAAAGAACCCAAGAAACGGUGGUGGUGAAAGCCAAGCCGCCCUCACCUACCUCGCUGCAGAGAGACCUCAGCAGCCUCAACCUGUCUGCAGACCAAGUCCUCCACAACAGCCGACUCAAAUGUUCCUUCUCCCUCGACAUCAAGUCUGUCUACUCUUCAAACCAGCACCGUCGAGCCUCCCCCAGUAUCUCACAAACAGACUCAGAAAACAUGCCCAAGCUUUUCAAACUUGACAGUCCAAAGAACACCAACCAUGAGUGCCGGUAUGCUUCAUCCCAAGACAUCCCAAGUCCAGCUGAGUCACAGUGUUCACCUGUCAUGAUGGAACCAAAGCUAAGUCACCGGAUGGACAGACAAGACAAUGGUAGAUUUGAGAGGUUAUCAGCUACAACUCUUUCUCUCAAUCUAAACCAGAAUAAGCAAAUUCCAGUAAUACAUGACCCUGUCCAUGGCACCAAUGGGAAGGCAUCUUCCUUCCUCAGCUUGCCCUUGGAUACCUCUGGCAUCUGGACCAAGCACAGAAGCACCACCCAAGCCACCACACCCAUCACACCUACGGAAGAACACCCGUGGUUCUUUGGCUCAGACCUAGAUGGCUCUUCGGUGACAACUGCUGGUAGCUCUGUGCGAUUUGGUGGUACUUUGAGCAGUGCUCCCAGUUCCAGUGUACAGAUGUCCUGGGACAAACCUCAGAUGGAGACACAGUUCAAGCGGCGCAGUUGCCAGAUGGAGUUUGAAGAGAUCACGACUGGCAGCACAGAAGACUUUGGCAAGCUUGGGAAGCAGUCCAGCUUUUCCGGCAGCAUGGAAGUCAUCGAGGUAUCAUGACAAAAAAAAGGUCUGAAGUGAUACUGGCCACUGUGAAGCUUCCAAAGCUCAGAGAUACCACAUGAAAGAAGACUUUACUUACUAGAGAGAUCUAUUUUGAAAGAUCUGCUCUCUCUCAUAUGGUUUUACUGGACUGAACAGAGAUUACUUGGGAGAGACCAGUUGGGAAAGGACAUGGUGCAUGCACAGAUGCAUGCAAUUAUGAGCCACUGCGCUAUGUUCUCCAAAGAACGGUCCAAAGUGCUGUAGAGCUUUGGUGCUCCCUGUACUUAUGUGAUAGGGAUAAUGGAGUAGAUGACAUAAGUCACACCAAAGGGCAAAAAUGAACUCGUGCAAACGUGUCAUCUUGAGAUGCCCUCCACAUGAAGGAUUCACACUAGGGAAAUUUAUUUUACAGCAUGGCUAAAGAAACGUCAAUAUGAAUGAGCUCGUUACAAAGCAAUAGAUUGUUUCUAUCAGCCCGACAACAACUUUAAAGUAAAAUAUUUGCUGUAUUAUAUUUACGCUCCAUUUUUGAGAUCAUUUUAGAGGGCUCUUUAAUAUUGUCAACAGUGUUAUCAGCUGCCUUGAGGAUUCAAUAGUUUGUGAAGAUAGACUGUGUGUUAAACUGAGAUGAACUCUCAGACAUACUACUGUUCACUGGGCAUGCUCAGAAAUGGCUGGCUACCUACAAACAGACAAGCUGCACCCUAGCAGUACUAAGCUUUACAUGUAUGCAGAAUUAUUACAUAUAUAUAUAUAUAUAUGUAAAAGAAAAAAGGUAACUGCAAUUUAAAUGGACUAUUUAAUGUUUUAUGCAUUAUUGUUUUAAUUUAUUGUAUCAGUUUCAUUCUGGCAAUGAGCAAUAAUAUAAUAUUUGAAGAUU
Molecule: messenger RNA, 2764 nt
Organism: Colossoma macropomum (tambaqui)
Lineage: Eukaryota; Metazoa; Chordata; Actinopteri; Characiformes; Serrasalmidae
Gene: dusp8b
Product: dual specificity phosphatase 8b
Exons: 5
Coding region: 325-1899 (524 amino acids)
Biological process (GO): protein dephosphorylation; negative regulation of MAPK cascade
Cellular component (GO): cytoplasm
Molecular function (GO): MAP kinase tyrosine/serine/threonine phosphatase activity; protein tyrosine/threonine phosphatase activity
Source: RefSeq, a predicted model, not a curated record